This is a messenger RNA of Vigna unguiculata (cowpea), 595 nucleotides long. RefSeq lists its product as uncharacterized. The record is from RefSeq and is a predicted model, not a curated record. NCBI's taxonomy places the organism in Eukaryota, Viridiplantae, Streptophyta, Magnoliopsida, Fabales, Fabaceae.
CUCAUACGAGGUUCAACGAAACAAAAGCAAAGCAAAGCAAAGCAAUUUUUGAGGUUGUGUCUGAUUCCAAUUAAGAAUCAGCAUGAGUGCAUCAACAAAAGCAUGGGUGGUGGCUUCAAGCAUUGGAGCAGUGGAAGCCUUGAAAGAUCAACUAGGUGUUUGCAGAUGGAACUUUGCUCUGAGGUCACUGCAGCAACAUGCGAAGAACAACAUCAGAUCCUAUGGUAAAGCCACGAAAGUGUCCUCUGCUGCAUCUUCUGCUUCAGUUCCCAAUAAGAUGAAGAGAAGCAAAGAAGAGUCAAUGAACAAAGUCAUGGAAUUCAAUUGCUGGGGUCCCUCUACCACCAGAUUCUAGAUCUGCAUGAUUCAAUCCUCAUUCUGUAUCUACUUUCAAUCUUCUUCCUCUGCAAAAACUACUUACCUAAUUCAUCCAAUCCUAGCUACUAAAAUGGAUACCAAGAAAAGUUUAGCUGUAUUUUCCACUACCCUAUGGCUAGAGGAUUCUGGAUUUGUGUUCAAGUGUGUAACUUUUUUUGUAGUUUACCCAGAAAUAUUUCCCAAUAGACACUACACUAAUCUGUCAUUCACAUCAUCA